Molecule: messenger RNA, 6425 nt
Organism: Sinocyclocheilus rhinocerous
Lineage: Eukaryota; Metazoa; Chordata; Actinopteri; Cypriniformes; Cyprinidae
Product: nuclear pore complex protein Nup214-like
Exons: 38
Coding region: 145-6135 (1996 amino acids)
Biological process (GO): RNA export from nucleus; protein import into nucleus
Cellular component (GO): nuclear pore
Molecular function (GO): structural constituent of nuclear pore; protein binding
Source: RefSeq, a predicted model, not a curated record
UUCAAAACAAGCGUCACUUCCUGCUAAAGUUCAACGCGGGUUCUACGCAGAGAGUUUGAGAUGACCAGAAUAAAUUCAUUAGUUCGCCAUUAAUAACUCUAUUAGCCACACAUUCACUUGUUAUUGUAGUGAAGCUUUGCAACGAUGGGAGACGAUCCGGACUCUGUUCCAGAGAGAGAGAUGAAGGACUUCCAAUUCCGUCAGAUGAAGAAGAUCCGCGUGUUCGAGUCUUCUGCGGAUCUUCCCAAGGAGCGCUCCAGUCUCCUCACCAUCUCCAACAAAUAUGGCCUGACGUUCGCUGGCAGAGACAGGACGCUGAAAGUGUUCUGGACGAGAGACGUGAUCGCAGCCGGCCAUCUGGAGGGAAACCCCAAUGACACGGUGGAGUGCUCCUGCGUGGUCACAGUGGCUGUCGGCGUGGCGAUGCAUCACAUGGCUCUGAGCAGCGACGAGCUGACGCUGUCUGUGUGCAGGACGGGGGACGCUGCCGAGCUCACACUGGACUUCUACGACGUCCGCACCUUCCUCAACAAGGACAGACAGGAGAAGCGUCCCUUCACCUCUUUCAGACCCAUGGCCGCUGCAGACACGCUGGUCCAGGAUCUGAAGUGGAGUCCGGUGGACGCGUCCCGUCUGGCCGUGUGUCUGUCCGACGGCAGUAUGAUGGUGCUGGACGUUCAGGACUCCGUCAGUGUAGUCGCUCAACUUCCUGCCUCUGCGGGAAUCACAUGCGUUUGCUGGAGUCCCAAAGGGAAGCAGGUGUCUGCUGGGAAAGAGGACGCCACAGUGGUUCAGUUCACUCCUACCUUACAGGCCAAGAAGGUGAUUCCUUGCCCCAGCUUCUACAGUCAGGAUCACCCUGUCAAAGUGCUGGACGUGUUGUGGUUGAGCACGUUUAACUUUGCGGUGGCAUACGCAGCGGCUGAUGGGUCUCUGGAGACGCCGCCGGAGCUGGUGGUCGUCUCGCUGCCCAAAAAGGUUGAGAAGAGAGACGAGCGCUAUCUGAACUUCAAUGACCUGGUGUACGGCACCUGCACCGAGAGGCAGCAUCACUACUACCUGUGCCAUAUCGAGGACUGGGAUCUGGUUUUGGCUGCAUCGGCCGCUGCUAUUGAAGUCAGCAUUAUCGCUAAACAGGAGGACAAGGUGAACUGGGAGCUCUGGUUGCUGGAAGACGCCAGUCGAGCGGAGCUUCCUGUCACAGAGAACAGUGAGGACACACUUCCUGUGGGCAUGGCCAUCGAUUACACCAGCCAGGAGGACAUACACCUGUCUGAUGAGAAGAGGUUGCCUCCGGCGCCGACGCUGAUGCUGCUGUCUACAGAUGGAGUUCUGUGUCCCUUCUCUUUACUGAACCUCAACCCAGGGGUCAAACAGCUGACCAUGGCUGCCAUCCCGCUGCCCGAGGACAGAGAGAGAGCGCCUGCUGCCAAGUCAUCGUCCUUCUCUUCUGCUCCCGUCUCUGCAGCGUCCUCCAUCUUCCCAUCUUUCCCAGCAUCUUUUGGCACAGCCCCGCCCCCAGCCACCUUAUCCUUCACAGCCCCGCCCUCAGCAGCUACUGCUGCUGCCUCCUCGGUCCCGCCCACCUCAGUGUCCUCCACAAAUUUCUCCUUCUCUCUUCCUGCUCUGAGCUCUGCCGGUCCCUCUGGCUUCUCGCUGGGCUCCGCCGCGGCUGGUUUCUCCUUCAGCGCUCCCAAACCCUCCUCAUACGCUCCUGCCUUCUCCUUUACUUCCUCCUUCGCGCCGAAGGAGGUCAGCAGUGCUUCAACGGCCAUUCCUCCUCAGCGUCCGCCUGCCAUGUCUCCCAUCAUCAGCGGCCCCAAAGUGCCAGUGGAGCCUGCAACACCUGCUGUCAGGAUGAACCUCACUGACAGGUUUCUGGUGGUGGACUCUCUGGCGUCAGUCGCAUCUACUGCCCAGCCGUUUUCUUUGACCUCCACGCCCAAACCCGCAGCAGUGGAAGUCAGUGGCCCGACGACAGCAGCGCUCAAACCAGCCGCCCCUGCAGUAGUGUUGUCUCGGGACACUCAAAUCAGCGCUUCUCCAGCCGCUCCGCUGAAACCAGCCGCAGUCGCUCCUCCUGCGUCCAGCGCUCCGUCUACACAGGUCGUGUCUGUGAAAGCACUGGAGAAACACCUGCAGCAGAAGAAAGAAUCGGACCCCAUCAUGACUGGAAUACUGGAGGAGAUCGGACACUUUGAGAAGGAGCUGGACGAUCUGAACACUCGCUGCAGAAAUGCUGAUUUCAGGGUGGGCAGCACAGACGACAUGAAAGACCUGAGAAAAGACUCCGAGAACUUACAUGCCUUCACACUGGAGAUCAGAGACACCACAGAGUCUCUUCACGGGGACAUCAGCAUGCUGAAGACCAGCCUGCUGGAGGGUUUUGCUGGAGCGGAGGAGGCGCGAGCUCAGAGUGAACUAAACCGAGACAAAGACUACCUCCAGCUGCUCUACAAGAAACCACUAGACCCUCGACGAGAGGAGCAGCUCAAGGAAAUUCGCCACUUGUACCAGUACGUGAAGUUCGCCAUAGAGGACGUGAAUGCCGUUUUGGACAUGGAGUGGGAGAAACACUUGGAAAAGAAGAAGAAGAAACAGAGGCAUAUGAUCGCCCCAGAAAGAGAGGCUCUGUUUACAGCGCUGGCCAAUAACCUGGACAUCAUCAACCAGCAGAAGCAGCGCCUGGACCGGCUGGAGAGUGACCUGCACAAGCUGAGGCUCUGCAGAGGGACAUCAGUGUGGAGCUUCAUCAGCCAGACGCCCUCCACACCCUCAGGACAGAGUCUGGACAGUGAACUGGAGAGUUUGAAGGAUUCUCUUCUGAAGGCCAGUCUGGAAACGGCACCCAAAGUUCCUGCCAAAUCACCAUCUAAAAUGACCCCAGCCAAACAGUCUCAGCUGAGGAACUUCCUGUCAAAGCGGCAGACUCCACCGGUGCGCUCCACAGCUCCAGCCAACCUGUCGCGGUCGGCCUUCCUGUCUCCUCAGUUCUAUGAGGAUCUGGAUGAGGUGAGCUCCAGUUCGUCUCUGUCUCAGCCUCUGGAGCCCGAGGAUUCGCUGGCUGUGGCCGAGGAAGAGGAUGAGCCGGCUCCCAUCCCGGUGCUGACACCCGCUGUCCCGCGACACCCCGCGGUGGCCCGGACACCCUUCAUACAGCCGGGCUUCAGUAUGCAGUCCAGUCCGUUCAGCAGAGUUCAGACAGGUCCCGUCCCCAUCAUCAGCCCCGCUCCGAAGAUAAACAUGGACAGUGCCGAUAGCACAGCAUUAGCCACAAAAACAGUCAAGCAUGGAGCUCCGCCCACCACAAUCCCCGCCCCUCAGGCUGCAGGAAGAGCCGCCCUCAGCAGACACAUGACCAGCCAAAAACCAGGAGCGUCUCUGACAGAGUCCACACUCAAGACAGUCCCUCAGGUGGUAAACGUACAGGAACUGAAGGAUAAAGGUCCGCCCAUACCUGUGUCCACCAUCAUCAGCGCAUCUGUUCCUGCACCGGCGGCUCAGGUAGUUCAGCAGGUUCUGGCAACGGUGGAAGCUAAUAAAAAUUCAUUUCAAGGUGCGUUAAAGGUCCCAGCACCACUGGCAGGUCCAGCCCAGACUACAUCAGCUAGUUUUGUGUUUGGUGGAGCUGCUAAACCUGAUGCAGGAGCAUCUUCAUCCAUCAGUGAGAAGAACUCAAAGGGCUUUUCAUUUACUGCUCCGUCAUCGGGGUUCAGUUUCAACUCUCAAUCACAGGACACCAACAACACUCAAGCGAAGAGUUCUGGCCUACCAGGCAAGUUCUCUUUUGCAAGCAGCAUGGGAACAAAGAUGACGUUUGGUCCUGUGGGGUCUGAGGAGCCUUUUUCCUUCACUCCAAAAUUGGCAUCUCCUGCACACAGCGUGAGCUCCUCUACACCACCUCCUGAGCCAUCUAAACUCCCUCAAGCUCCCAAAACCCAGGGCAAUGCUGGAGAAACUCUCGGCUCCUUUUCUGGCUUAAGAGUGGGCCAAAGUGAAGAAGUAAAGGAAGCUCCCAAGACCACCUUGAGUUUCUCCUUUGGACCACCUGGCAGUGGAUCUACAGGAUUUGCAUUUGGUUCUGCACAAAUCAAGGCUGCGGAAACUGGAAGUUUAUCAGAAUCAACAGGUGCUGCAGCAGAGGCUCCAAAGACGACUACGGCACAAGGAUUUGGCACACCUACAUUCACCUUUAAACCACAGGAGGGAACUGCUCCUUCAGAAAAGCCAACUUUCACCAUUCCCUCGACAUCUUCCUUUUCUACAGCUGCCACUUCUUUCGGCAGUCUUCUGCAUGCACCUCUGUCAGAAACGCAAACUCUUCCAACAAAGUCCCUCCAGCCAGAGACAACGACUUCAACUGAGCCAGCUCCCUCCACUGAUACUGAACCUAAGGAACCUCCAGCAGAACCCAGUCCUAAACCACCAACCUUAAGUGCUCCAUCAGCCGUACCAGUCACUGAAGCCCCUGCUCCCACCAGUACCGAGCCCACUGCAGCUCCUUCCAACAAGCCCCCAUCUCCUCCAACUCUCGGAGUGUCGCCCACUCCUCCUCCCUCAGUUACCCCACCAUCCGAGAUGUCGGUGCCUGUUUCUGAGCCUCCUGCAGCAGAGCCAGUGUCUGAUCCUCCCCCCGAGACCACUAGCACUUCCACAGCUACUCCUUUACCCCAAGAGACACCAGCAACCACCUCAUCUUCAGCUCCAGUGUCUGACAAACCAGGCUCAAUCUUUGCCCCACCUUCAAGUGGCACAGACAGUCUGACAGUAGGAGCCAUCAGUCUUACCAGUGUCGUCGCUACAGCGGCCUCCUCCAUCCCAUCUGCAGCCAUCACCACCAGCACAGCUCCAACCCCAGGCCCAGUUUUCAGACAACCCACUUCCGUCACUCAGACCACAGCAUUCGGAUCUACCGUCUUUGGUGCCAAUUCUACCACCUCUGGCUUUGGCAAACCUGCCUUUGGACAGAAUCCCGGUGCAGGUUUUGGCCAGCCUGCAGCCUCUGGAUCUGCUAGCAGCUUCACUUUUGGUCAGCCGGCAUUUAGCGCAAGUUCUGGGUUUGGGCAGCCAGCUGCGGCCUCCACCACAUCAGCCACCAGCAGCGGAGGAGGAGGACUGUUUGGAUCCUCUAGCGCCAACAGUGCCAGUUCCUUCUCCUUCGGAGCCAGCGGCACCAGCUCCACAAGCUCCACACCCAGCACUGGCACUGGGCUCUUUGGCCAGAGCAGCGCUCCUGUCUUCGGACAGUCCAGCUCAGGCUUUGGCCAGGGAUCCAUGUUUGGGAGCAACACCACCACAGCAUCCUCCUCUGGAUUCGGCUUUGGACAACAAUCAAUGUUUGGCAGCAGCACCUCCACCUCAUCAGUGUUUGGACAGCAGGCCAGCGGAGCCAGCGGAGCCGGCGUCUUUGGACAGGCUCAGUCCAGCGGAAGUCUGUUCGGGUCAAACACCGGAAACACUUCAUCAGGAUCAGGAUUUUUCAGUGGUCUUGGAGGAAAACCCAGUGAAGAUGCUGCCCAUAGAAACCCGUUUGGAUCGCCAGCCACAGGUGGAUUCGGUCAACCCAUUAAUACAGCAGGUCCAUCUAACCUGUUUGGGAGCAGCGGAGCGACGGACUUUAGUUUCGGCAGCAGUUCGUUUGGUGAACAGAAAGCCAGCGGUUCAUUCAGCUCCGGCACGGGGUCUGUGGCUGCACAGGGUUUCGGGUCGUUCUCUACACCCACCAAACCAGCUGGUUUCGGGGGCGCGCCAGUCUUCGGCAGUCCUUCUACCUUUGGUGGAUCUCCAGCGUUCGGCGGAUCUGCGGGGUUUGGCUCCACCCCUUCCUUCAACAGUCCGCUGGGCUCCGCCUCGGGGAAGGUGUUUGGUGAGGGAACCACGGCCGCCAACGUUGGGGGAUUUGGGUUUGGGUCUCCUCAGAAUACGUCAUCGUUCAGCUCUCUAGCGGGUUCGAGUAUGGCGGCGCCGUCGUUCGGGAGUCUGGCGCAGCAGCAGCCACCGCCGCCGUCGGGAUUCGGCACUCAGAGCGGCGCUUUCUCCGGCUUCGGCUCGUCUGGAGGUUUUGGAGGUUUUGGGAACACUAACACUAACGCCAACCAACCCUCGUCUCAGACGUUCAACAGUUGGAGGAGUUGAUCUGCGGACACUGACGUCAUCUGAUCUGAUCUGCUGUGAUUUUAUAGUGCACGCAGGAUUGAAUGUGCCAUGAGGUUCAUGUUCUUAACAUGUGCUGAUGUCCUCCUGUUUUAUGUUCAGUGUGUUUGUUCUGUUUUAACUGCACAAUGUGAAAUAAACUCAAGCGCUGUUGACUGUACUUUUCAUUUCUGUGCUUUACUGUCACACUGUAAAAAAUAUUCAGGCAAUAUUUAGGCCUCUAUUUGAAAUUCAUGUAUUUCAAUGGCAUAAAAGACUAAUAAAAUUUAUGU